ACGAAAACAACUUGUCAAAAUGGAAUACGAUUAGUGGUUUACAAUAUUUAAAACAUAAAACAAUAAUUCACAAUUAUGGAUAGUCAUAUUUUCGGAACAAAUAGACGUCUGUACCAAGAAGAGAGCAAAGAUUAUUCAGGAGAUGAGAAAAGUGAUGAGAAGAAAGAUUCUGAAGAUGAUGUUGACGUGAAAGAUGGUGAUCGUGAAAAAGUCACUGAUGAUGAAAGUGAUGAUGACGACGACGAUGAACUUUAUGUUGAUUCUGAUGUGGAGAGAGAACGUAACUGGAAGAAUGUGAAACUGAAAAAUGCUAGACCUCCUCAUCCUCUGACAGUCACUCAUGUGAACCAGUCGAGGGAUCUACAGAGAGUUGAGCAGUCGUUGACUGUUGUGAAUGCAGACAAACAGAACUCAGAGGAAUGGUUGCAGACACACAGCAUAGAGUUUCUCAAACUCACUCUACAGGACCUCAUUGACAAGGGACAGAUUGGAAAGCUGACUCCUGAUAAGCAAACAGGGAAAGCAAACCAUCAAAUUCAGUUUGAAGCCUACGAUGUCAAUGAGUUUGAGUACAAGCUUAAUGUUGCAAUUGAGAUGUACACAAAACGAAUCAAGUAUCUGUUGCAAGGCAGCAAAAGGAUGUUUGGUCACCUGAAGGGAGAUCGUGUGGCUCUGUGUGUUGAUGUAUCGGAUGCCAACAUGGGAUUUGGGAGGCAGACAGCAUUUCAGGAGUCUCUGCUUCAUCUGCUUGAUGAACAGCUGUCUGUGAAGUCUGGUCUGUAUCUGAUGGAGUUCGGAACAGAACCCGAGCCCUUGUGGCCGGUUACAAGAGACGUCAACUGCAGAAUCACUGAUGAGGCCAAGGAAUGGGUGAUGAGACUGCAACCUCGAGGUGGCUGUAACCUUCUCAAGGCCAUGAAGCAUCUGAUGAAGGUCAAGGAUGUGGACACCAUUGUGCUGGUUCUGGGCAGUGCGCCAGAUCAGCCGACAGACAUCCUGUGUGACUAUGUCCAUCAGAUGGGAGUUGGAAAAGAUGUUCCACUUCAUGCAGUGGCCUAUGAUUGCAGCAACCAGUUGACAAAUGUAACACUGCGGAACUUGUCUGAUGCUUCUACAGGGCGAUAUCACUGCUAUGCUGCUAGCUGUGAGGAGCAGAUAUACACAGGAACAGACAUCAGUUUAUUGUUGAAAGAAAUCCAAAAAGCUCAAGAUGUGAUCAACAAGAUAAAGGAGAUGCGACGAGGCCUGAUGGGCAGUGCCAUAAUUAACAUCAUGAACGAGAUCACCACGGAGGUGUCCAAAUUACCUCAGUCUCGCUUCCUCCCCCGCCCUCCCGGCCACGAGCUGCCGUUACGGAUCGACACACCCAAGUUCCAGCCACGAUCGUCGGUUGAUUGGCUGUGUCAGCAUGGGCUAAAAGCAAAGAGAUUAGACUUGUAUCAAGUACUGUCGCCAAAUGCGUACUCCUACAGAGAAGAAUUUAUUCCCAUCAUCAAGAAGGCCGUACAAUCUCAAGUGCACGAGAAAGCUAUGGUUCAGUUCACGUGGCAUGACGGGUCAGUGAAGAACAUCCACGUGGAUAUGACCCAGCUGUUUGAGUACCAGAAGCAGCUGAAGGAGGUGGUCGGGCUGUACGAGAGACGCAUUGACUGGCUGGCCUCGGGCAGCAGGAGGAUCUUCGGAACCAUCUGUGAGAAGAAUAUUGUGGUUCUGAUUGACACGUCGGUAUCGAACGUCAACUACCUUGUUCAUAUCCAGCAUUCUCUUCGUCUACUCAUGGAACAACAGAUCGCAAACAAAGACUACUUCAACCUGAUUGCGUUUGGCAGCAUUGCCAAGAGUUGGAGACCCACAAUGGUGCGACCAACCCCACAAAAUCUGCAAGAUGCCUGGAAAUGGGUUCUUGGACUUCAGUGCAGUGGAAGUCGCAACUUUCUGUCAGCUUUCCGCAUGGCUGUAGAAAACGAGGAGGAAGUGAAACAUAAAAUACAUGUCCAAGGUGUGUACUUGUUUACGAGUGGAGUGCCAGACCAGCCCCAAGACGUGGCGAUAUCCUUCAUUGAGGAGGCCAGUUCGGGCCGGCCAGUCAAACUGCACUCUAUACUGUUUAACGUUGACGACUACGACGGGGAUGGUGCUAUUCCUGGUCGCUAUGCCAACAUCACGCGGACGUCUGACUGUUUGAGGAAUAUGGCACACAGCAGUGGCGGACGAUUUCACUGGUUCAGAGAAACUGGUAUCAUUGAGAGCGACGACAUCCAGUUUGUCAACACGGAAGUCGACAAGGCGCUCAACUUCUCCAGGAAGGUCGCUCUGCUCAUUGACAAUGUCAAGAAGAAGUACAGAAAUAGAUUUCAAACCAUGUUUCAAGAAGAAAUACGCUCGCUGCCAUCACCAGAAUCAUCCCAGAUGAAAUCUCUGCCGCCAUCAUCACGACAAGCGACAUCACGACAGUCGCAGAGGUACGAUGACGAGGUUGAUAGCCUGACCGAACAGCUGGCCAACAGUCGAGGAAUCACAUGGAGACCAUCCAGUGCAUCAAGGGUCAGAGACUCGAAGCUCUUCCCAAAACCUCCAAAUAAAGAGCGACCUACUUCUGCCAAAGAAAGACCUUCAUCGUCCAGAGAGAGAAAAGAUCCCAUGCAGCGUGUUAGGAGUAUACCAAGCAAAAAGAUCUCCUGCUCGCAUUUCUUCCUGGACAAAAAACAAGAAACAGGGUCAGUGUACACUAAAUAUCAGAACACAAAGGUUGUGAGGAAAAGCAUUGGUCAGCCCAACAUUCCAGAGCAGGAGGAUUCAAUCACAAGUAAAGAGUGGCUUCGUCUGUUUGGAUUGUCAAAACUGAAGUUGGACUUGACUAAGCUAGUGUCAGGGCCUGAUUGCAAGCACGUUGGGAAGAAAGUCAAAUCACUGCACAAGAAUGUAUCUGCCAAAUACUGUGACAUUUUCCCCAGCAUCAACAUCAAGGGCACCCUGAAACAUCUCCAACUUCUGCCCCACGAGCUGGAGGAGUAUGAGAAUCAGGUGGAGAGAGUUCUGAGGAGAUACCUCAAGAGAUUGCAGUGGCUUUUGAGUGGAAGUCGGCGAGUGUUCGGAACAGUGAUCCAGAAGAAUUGUAUAUUUCUUAUCGACACAUCGGGAUCUAUGGACGUCUACAUGAAGGAACUCAAGAAAGAGUUGGCCGCUCUUAUCUGGGAACAACUGAAUCGAAUGAAGAUUAAUUUUAAUCUGAUUCGGUUCUCCGGUGCUUGUGAGAACUGGCGGAGUGGAAUCCAGCCACCAACAGAAGAAAACUGUCACAACGCCAUUGCUUGGUCAUCUAAGUUUGUUGCUAGUGGAAACACGUGCACCCUGGAAGCCCUACAGAUGGCAUUCUCUGACCCGGACGUGGAUGGGAUCUACCUGUUGACUGACGGAAAACCUGACACGAGCACGUCACUCAUCCUGCGAGAGGUGGCCAAGAUGAACAUCGACCGCACCGUGCCCGUCAACACCAUCUCGUUCAACUGCUCAGACAACACAGCCAACAACUUCUUGCACCUCUUAGCCAAAGAAACUGGUGGCCGCUAUCAUCGUUGUCAUGGUGAUUUCGAUGCUCACAUGUUCACACACAAACUCUUGUCAGAAGGUUUUCAAGACGCUGAGUAUCCACAUCUACCACAGUUUGAUGGUGAUGACUUGCGCGGACUUGGGGCUGAGAUAACACAAGCAAGAAAAUAUUUGGCACAAGCAAGAACAUUUAGGGCAUUAUACAAGGCCAAGGCAAUGAAUGCAGAAAAAGAAAAGAUUUGCACAACUGAGAAAGUGCCAUCAACGCCUUUCUUGGUUGGCCGAGCAAAGUGAGAGAACAUAAGAGGAAAUGAAAACUGACAGACUGUUUUAUAUGAGAUUCACAAAAUAGAGAUCUGCAAAGACAAAAGAUUGAAGAUCCUGUUAACAGCUUUGACAUUCUUGCUUGUGUCAGUACAUAUUGUGAAGUGGACAGCCUAUGGAUCUCAUUUUGUAUAUAUGUAAUGAAAGCUACAUGUCAGAAUUAAACGGUGCUUUAUGCAACAAAUGUAGAUACCCAUAUUUUGUUGGUCUUUUAGGUAAUAUUUUUACAAAUAGACUUGUGACAACUGGAUUUUAAUGACAUUCUUUUGACGAGAACAUAGUUACUGUCAGUGAUAUAUAAUUAUAUACAACUUAUAACUUUGAGAAUUGAAGUUGUUUUGUGACUGAUAUUAUAUAGAAUCUGAUACAUACCAUAUAUAUGACAACCAUGGAUUUUUUCAUUUAUUUAGCUGUUGUAAAAUGUACAUGGCCAACUAACUUUAAUUGUGUUACAUAAAACAAUUUUAUUAGUGUAACUAUUUUUGUUAAUUUUUUUGUUAGAUACAUUUAUUUUUCAGUACUAUUAUGAAUAUUAAAUUUAUUAAGCUUAUGCUUACAACUGUAAUAUAUUUACCAAAUGUUAAAUAUGUUAUGCUCGCUUUUAUUUCAGGAGUCAAAAUAUGUUACUCGACUGUGUUAUUAGUGAAAAUAUUAACUGUAUGUGUAAUUACAAUCAACGAAAUCUGUAAAGCAGAAUUUCUGCUGUUGUGUUUGCAGCCUGUAAUAUGCAGAUUAAACACAUGCUACUGGAUCUACUUAAAACUGUGAAGUCCAGACUCCAGACUAUCUAUGGAUCUCCAGGCUUAACUACAUGUACAUGCUGUUUGGAUUGGCAGGACUGUAUUAUAGUCUUGAGUGUAGACUUUAAAGGUGACACACCACUAUUAAUUACUCCAUGCAGUAUAAUAGUUUCUAUGUGAGAAUAUAUUCUGAGAAAAAUACAACACUGUCGAGAGGGUCAUGUGACUACUAAUUCUAGGGAGUGCUCUCAACUGGCAAGUACAGUGUAAAAAAUCAACAUAGGUCAACCACAAAAUUGUGCAGUUAACAGCCCUCAUGCCUGAGCACUGCAUUGCGUUGCUGUUAUACAAGUAAACAUUAUACCACUUGCACAGUUGUUAUCAGUUAGUAAUACAUACAACAAGUAACUUCAAACCAAUGGGUUCUUUAAAUACUUCAGAGGUCAACCUACCUGUAAUCAAAAAACGAUUACAAAAAGCAUAUCAGAAUUUUGUGGGGUUUUUUUUAUGAGGAACUAUUUCCUAAACCGGACUAUAUUAAGCUGUUACAACAAAUACCAUAACAACAUGACAAAUAGUGGUGUGUGGCCUAAAGGUUUAAAAGCACAGGGUCAAAUUGUGGUGAUAUUUGGAUGUGUAGACAUUAAAGGUUUAAAAGCACGGCCAAAUUGUGGUGAUAUUUGGAUGUGUAGACAUUAAAGGUUUAAAAGCACAGGGUCAAAUUGUGGUGAUAUUUGAAAGAAUUUGUAAUUUAUAUUGUUUGUGUUCAACGUAGAUGCCUCAGCUAGUUUCACAUUAUUCUACAAUUAUUGUAAACGUUGCACACAUUGUGAAGUUUGAAAAUAGUAUAUUACUGUUUCUAGUAUUUGGGGUAAAACAGAUUACUGUGAUACUUGACCAUACGAUGUUUUGAAUACCAAAUGUACAAUAUAUGCAAUAUUGUGAGAUGUGAUACUUUAACUAUUUUGCAAUAUGUCUUUUAUAGUAUAUUUAUUAUGAGGGUUUUUUUUAGGGUCGUUUGUAAUUAUGAACAUAUUUAUGAGUGUACAAUUGUACAAUAUGUUUCAUAACAAUUGUACAAUUGAACUUCCAAAACAUUUUCAUCAAAAAUGUUGAUUUUAUGAAAAGAUUUUUUAAAUCAACAUUUUGGGUUAAUUUUACACAAUUAUUUUACCCUUCCCUUCCAAAAAUCAUUCAUCAAAAAUGUUGAUUUUGUAAAGAAUUUUUUAUCAUCAUUUUCGGUUCACUCAAACAUGCAGACACACACACACACACUCAGACACACAACGUUUACACAUCACACUCAAACACACCAUACUCAUAUAGGUCUACACGACACACAACACACACGUACCACCACACCAAAUACACACAUACACCACAGAACACAACUGGUACACUGAUGAAAAUGUUGAUAAUUGUGUGAAGAAACCAAUUCUCAUUUUAAAUUGUUGAUUCUUACACAUGCUUUUAGUAAUUAUACUUAAUAUUUAUUUACUUUUUAAAAUUUAGUAAUUUAUUUUUAUUGAUUACAAAUAGUUCAUAUACCUGUUAUUUUACAUAAAAUCGACUAUUUAAACAUGUCUUGUCAGUGACGUGACAAAUUGCCAAUUUGGUGUUGUGAAUGCUUCAUGUACAUGUAUUUUCAGCAUAUGUACAGAAUGUUUAGCUGUGGUCGUUUAUAACCGUAAGGUACUUACCUGUUUUCUAUGUACCAUACUGCAAGUUAACUGUACUGUGAUAUUGUAUAGGAUACAAUUUUCUUGCUCCAGUUGCUGGCAUCUUUCGAUGCCUAUGAUGUGUUAUUCUCUAUGUAAACAUCUUUGACCUUAAUAAGAAAGAUUCUGUUGUCAUCACAAUGUUGGUAGAUCUUUCUUUGAAACACUACAGUGGUUCAUAUACAGAUUAUAAUUUUAUAUUAAAUUAUGUAUGAAUUAUAGUAAAAUAGAUUUUACUGCUUACUUUUCAAAUACAUAAUAAAACCUUAAAAACAUAAAAA
Gigantopelta aegis is the source of this 6612-nucleotide messenger RNA. Its product is annotated as von Willebrand factor A domain-containing protein 3A-like. The record is from RefSeq and is a predicted model, not a curated record. The transcript is spliced from 32 exons. NCBI's taxonomy places the organism in Eukaryota, Metazoa, Mollusca, Gastropoda, Neomphalida, Peltospiridae. The coding region runs from base 76 to 3843 and encodes 1255 amino acids.